UUCCAAAUUCAAUACUCAUUUUCCCUUUCUUCUCUUACCCUUUUGACACUUUCUUCUCCGCUUCCUCUGCUACGGCCAUGGCGGAUAGAGUCCACCCGAACGCCGCCGGUAAAAAAGCCAGUGCCAAUGCCAAUUCCAAUUCCGACGACAAUAUUAACCCGACGGCCAACGCGCCACCCUUCCCAUCCACCAAAUCCCAACUCUACGGCGCUUCCCGUCCCACCUUCCGUCCUCAGCCUCAUAAUCGCCGCCGUUCCACUUGUUGCUCAAUCUGCGUCUGGUUGACAGCGAUCAUCGUCACCGUAAUCGUCCUCAUCGCCGUUGCCUCCACCGUCGUAUACCUAAUUUACCGUCCACACCGCCCGUCCUUCUCUGUUACGGCUCUCAAAAUCGAUUCCUUCAAAUUUACGCCUAAUUCUCAACUCAAUUCCAAAUUCGACCUAAAUCUCGCCGCUACAAACCCUAACAAGAAAGUCAAGUUCAUUUACAGUCCAAUUUCCGUCGCCAUCUCGUCGAACGGCAUCGAUCUCGGCGACGGAUCGUUCCCUGAGUUCGUGCACGAGAAGAGAAACAUCACGGCGAUGAAGGUGACAGCGAUAAGUGGUGGCGGAGAGAUCGAAGGCGAGCCAGUCGAUUCGUUGAAGGCUGCGAUUAAGAGCAAAGCCGGAUUGCCGUUGGAGAUUAAGGUGGAGACGAAAGUGAAGGUGAAAAUGGGAUGGUUGAAAAUGCCGAAGGUUGGACUUAAAAUUCUUUGCGACGGAAUUACGGCGGGCGUUCCGACGGCGAAGAAGAAGACGGCGGUUCCUGCGGCGGUGGAUAAUGCAGAGUGUAAGCCGAAAGCGGAAAGGGAAGGCGUUCUCUCACUCUCUAUCUGGACUCUGUGGCCAUUCCCGGCGAUGUAUCGAGUAGUUUCCAAAUUAGCUUCCUCAACGUCGAGAAAACUCGUAUGUAGCAGGGUAACGAGCAGCAGAAGUUAUGCGGCGAAGGAUAUCAAUUUUGGGAAUGGGGCUCGUGCCGCUAUGCUCCAAGGUGUCUCAGAGAUUGCUGAAGCGGUUAAAGUGACAAUGGGACCAAAGGGUCGCAACGUAAUUAUUGAUAAAAGUCACGGCAGCCCGAAAGUCACAAAGGAUGGCAUUACUGUAGCCAAAAGUAUCCAAUUCAAGGACAAGGCUAAAAAUGUUGGGGCAGAUCUAGUAAAGCAAGUUGCGAGUGCCACAAACACUGCCGCUGGAGAUGGUACAACUUGUGCAACUGUUCUGACUCAGGCCAUUCUCACCGAAGGUUGCAAGUCAAUAGCUGCAGGUGUUAGUGUGAUGGAUUUACGCAUUGGUAUCAAAACAGCAGUUGAUGCUGUUAUCUCUGAGUUGAAAAGCAGAGCAUUGAUGAUAAGUACCCCAGAAGAAAUUACUCAGGUUGCCACUAUUUCCGCAAAUGGUGAACGUGAGAUUGGAGAAUUGAUAGCAAGGGCAAUGGAGAAAGUUGGAAGGGAAGGAGUGAUUACUGUUUCUGAUGGAAAUACUCUGGAGGAUGAACUGGAAGUGGUGGAAGGAAUGAAGCUAGGCAGGGGUUUUAUUUCUCCUUAUUUUAUUAACGAUCAAAAGACCCAGAAGUGUGACCUAGAAAACCCUCUCAUCCUCAUACAUGAAAAGAAGAUUUCAGAUAUGAAUUUAAUCCUCAGAGUACUUGAACUUGCAGUAGAGAAGAAGAGGUCACUUCUGGUUGUAGCUGAGGAUGUUGAGAGUGAUGCACUUGCCAUGCUAAUACUUAACAAGCAUCAUGCUGGCCUGAAGGUUUGUGCCAUCAAAGCUCCUGGUUUUGGGGACAACAGAAAAGCAAAUUUGGAUGAUCUUGCUAUUCUGACGGGAGGAGAGGUAAUCACCGAUGAACGUGGUUUAACUCUUGACAAAGUGCAAGUAGAGAUGCUUGGUACUGCAAAAAAGGUUACUGUCUCUCUUGAUGACACAAUCAUUCUUCACGGAGGUGGUGACAAGAAACUAAUUGAAGAAAGAUGUGAGCAGUUGAGGACAACCAUUGACAGGAGUACUGCAAUGUUUGACAAGGAAAAAGCUCAGGAAAGAUUGUCAAAACUCUCUGGUGGUGUAGCAGUCUUCAAGGUAGGUGGGGUAAGCGAGGCAGAAGUUGGGGAGAGGAAAGACAGAGUCACAGAUGCCGUGAAUGCCACAAGAGCUGCUGUGGAGGAAGGAAUUGUGCCAGGUGGUGGAGUUGCCCUUUUGCAUGCUACGAAGGUUCUGGAUGAUCUCCAAGCUCAAAAUGCAGACCAGAAAAGAGGAAUAGAAAUAGUGCAACACGCUCUCAGGGCACCUACAUUUACAAUAGUCUCAAAUGCUGGAUAUGAUGGAGCUUUGGUUCUUGGAAAAUUACUCGAACAGGAUGAUCGUAACUUGGGUUAUGAUGCUGCCAAAGGUGUAUAUGUUGACAUGGUGAAGGCUGGAAUUGUAGAUCCUCUGAAAGUUGUGAGAACUGCUUUAGUGGAUGCUGCUAGCAUCUCAAUGCUGUUGACAACAGCCGAGGCAGCUAUAGUGGAAGAUCCAAAUGAUAAGAACAAGCUUCCAAGUAGAAUGCCAGCAAUGGAUGAUAUGGGCUACUAGGGGAAUUAAUUCAAAUUUGAUUCCAUUACAUGUCUCAAUUUUCAUUGGUAAUUAAUUAGGAAGACUGACGUGAUGGGUUGAUUAUAUUAUACAG
Messenger RNA from Cucurbita maxima (winter squash), 2703 nucleotides. Its product is annotated as chaperonin CPN60-like 2, mitochondrial. Gene Ontology annotation, molecular function: ATP binding; ATP-dependent protein folding chaperone. Gene Ontology annotation, biological process: protein refolding. Lineage: Eukaryota; Viridiplantae; Streptophyta; Magnoliopsida; Cucurbitales; Cucurbitaceae. The record is from RefSeq and is a predicted model, not a curated record. Gene Ontology annotation, cellular component: mitochondrion; cytosol.